AUGCUGCGAGGGGCCCGGGCCCUGGCUCCGGCCGCUGGACUACCCCCAAAGGGACUGCCCGCGAUGAGCCCCACCGAGCUGUGGCCGCCCGGACUCGGCAGCCCACAGCUCUGUCCGGCCACCACCACCUACUACACCUCGCUGUACCCGCAGACGGUGCCUCCCGCCGCGGCGCCGGGCACCUGCCUCGACGCCACCCCUCACGGACCAGAGGGCCAAGCUGUGCGAUGCGUGCCCGCAGGCCGGCUGCCGGCCAAGAGGAAGCUGGACCUAGAGGGGAUCGGGCGGCCUGCAGUUCCUGAAUUCCGGACUCCCAAGGGGAAGUGCAUCAGAGUGGAUGGCCUCCCCAGCCCCAAAACCCCCAAGUCCCCUGGAGAGAAGACACGGUAUGACACGUCACUGGGGCUGCUCACCAAGAAGUUCAUUUACCUCCUGAGCGAGUCCGAGGAUGGGGUCCUGGACCUGAACUGGGCCGCGGAGGUGCUGGACGUGCAGAAGCGGCGCAUCUAUGACAUCACCAACGUGCUGGAGGGCAUCCAGCUCAUCCGCAAGAAGGCCAAGAACAACAUCCAGUGGGUAGGCAGGGGAGUGCUUGAAGAUCCCUCCCGGCCUGGGAAGCAGCAGCAGCUAGGACAGGAGCUGAAGGAGCUGAUGAGCAUGGAGCAGGCCUUGGACCAGCUCAUCCAGAGCUGCUCUGUGAACUUUAAGCACCUGACUGAGGACAAGACCAACAAGAGACUGGCCUAUGUGACUUACCAGGACCUCCGGGCUGUUGGCAGCUUUAAGGAACAGACGGUAAUUGCCGUCAAAGCCCCUCCGCAGACGAGACUGGAAGUGCCUGAUAGGAGCGAGGAGAAUCUACAGAUAUAUCUAAAGAGUACCCAAGGACCCAUCGAAGUCUACUUGUGUCCGGAGGAAGUGCAAGAGCCAGACAGCCCUGCCAAGGAGCCACUGCCUUCCACCUCCACCCUUGACCCCAGCCCUGACUCUGCCCAGCCAAGCAACGGUACCAGCCCUGAGAUCGUGGAACCUGAAGCAUCCUCAGUGCCAGCGAUGACUCCCCAGCAGGUCCCGCAGCCACCCCUUGUCCCCCUGGAGGCCACUGACAGCAUGUUGGAGCUGCCACAUCCACUUCUGCAGCAGACUGAGGACCAGUUCCUGUCCCCAACGCUGGAAUGCAGCUCCCCACUCAUCAGCUUCUCCCCACCCUUGGAUCAGGACGACUACCUGUGGGGCCUGGAUGGGGGCGAGGGCAUCAGUGACCUCUUCGACUCCUAUGACCUUGGGGACCUGUUGAUUAAUUGAGUGGCCCUGCCUACCCUAGCAGCCCUGCCCCUAUCUCUACCUCCUCACGGACAGACUGACAAGACCUCUGCCCAUACAGGGACAUGGACACAAGGUGCUGCCCUAGGGUGUGAGGGUCUCCUCUCCUUCCCCACCCCCUGGCUGGCAGAAGCUGUCUUGGGGGACUUGGGGGAUAUAGGUGAGGAGUGUAUCAGGGGUUGGGUCCUGUCUUUCCUAAUGGGAGCUGGGCUUGGGGGAGGCUCAUCUAGUCUUCUGACCUCUGACCUCUUACGUGAAGGGCCACAGGUGAGACAAACAGGUCUAGGAAAAGGCCCUGCCAGUUCCUUUUGAGGGGUAGUUAGGACCCUCAAUUUAUCAAGAUGCACUUAAUGCCUUUGUAUUUAUUUCAGGUUGAGUUUUGUCUUCCUGAGUUUUAGCAGGGAGACAGUUCUAGUUCUAGCAAGACUUCUCCUCAGACAGGCCCAGCACUGUCCACAGUCCUAGGGCUGGCCCUGGCUUCCAGAGCCCCGGGCCAGCUCCCAGAUUUCCCCUCAGCAGUGAGGGGCUAGGUCUCUGAGGGGCCAUCUAGUCUGCCAGAGCGCUAAUUGCACUUAGGCCUCGAAAUUCUAGUAAGUGGUGGUUGCAGGCCCUUUGACCUCCUCCUCUCAGCCAGAUAUCUCCAGCUGCGGUGUUAGCCUUGGAUUCUAGGUCUUCUCUGUCCAGGAAAUGGUUCCUGGGAGCCAUCCAAGGGCAGGGGGCAUCAAGGCUCCUGAGGAGUCUCUGGGGCUGAGAGAGCAGCCACUUAAGGAGUCCUCUUCCUGCGGAAUUCCUUACCUCUCCCUCCCCUGAGAAUGUAAAAAUGAUCCUCUGGGGAGUCAGCAGAGAGUGCUCCUGAGGAGAACCCAGACAGGAAUGUGGAGGCAGUUGUACUGGCUGCUUUGGGCAGCUCUCCUCAGAGUUUUUGUCUUGCCCUAGUACAGGGGCUGUUUUACACCAGGGACCUGGGAGACAGAGGCAGCUCCACCAUAGAGAAGGGAGAGGGUAGGAUGAGGCGUUCUGGUGAAAGUAACUUUGCCUGAAAACAUUCCCUCUGGUAGCUGCUGGUAUUGUCCCCCAACACCCUUCCCUGAGAGGAUGUUUUUUUGCCACGUUUGUUGAAGAGGGUGAUUCUUUAAUGAUUUCCACCCACUUGGUUUUCACACAGACCCCUAAGGGCAGAGGUGACCAGAGCUUGGUGGUGUGUUGGCUCCUCUGUUUGUAUCACAGGAAUAACGAGGGCGUGUCAGGAAGGGGUCUUCACUGCAGACCAGGCCUCGGCAGCUACUGGGGAGGUGGGCUCAUGUUACCCCCUCAGGCUUAGAGUCUCGAGAGUGUUUUUUGGCUUCAUCUUAUCCCUCAAAGGCUUGACUGUCCUGCACUGUCUCCCCCGACACCCAGCCUGGGAUGCAGGUGCUUUGGGCUGAAGCCAGGCCAUGCCUUCUGGAGAGAGGCAGCCAGGAGUGGUGGUCUGAGAGCCCACCCCCACCUACCCUCAGGGAGCUAGAUUUCCUCAGGGCUUCAGCUGGGCAGCACUUUCUUGAAAGUUUGUAGCAUUAAGUUGGUUUAAAAUGUGAAAUUGGCCUUCUUCUUGACUGCUCCUAAGCUGACUUACUGGCACCUAAAGUUUGGCGUAUGGGCUUGUUUGGGACUGGGAUCCUAUGUGAGCUAAUGCCCAGCUGGGGACAAUUGUGCCUUGUCAUUUGCUCAACUUCCUGGGCUCACAAGUCAGCCCCCAGCCCAGGAAAGGUCAGCAGGUCACAGAUACCCCUACUCCAAGCAGGGCUCAUUUUUUGUGCUUUAAAGAAAUACCUUUGGUUUUCCCUCCUCGGAUACUCACAGGGGUCUCAUCAGAAGCCCAGCUUGAGCUCCAGCAUGCCCAGGGCCAAAGGACCACCUGGGCACCUGUAUCAGGGCAGGGGUGGGAUGCUCUGUGGGAUCUGGUUCAGGACAAGUGGAGCUGGAGAUCACGUUGCCAUUCUGAGGUCUUUGCUGAGCUGCCAUUUGAUCAGUUCCCCAAGGACAGAGAUGCUUGACUUCCUUGCCUUGGGCUCCGUCUAAGCUACCUCCUAGGACUGAAUUAGAGAAAAGGAAGAAGGGGCCUGCAAGAUGCAACAGGAAUGAGUUUAAUGCUGAGAUCUGGCCGGAUUUAAAGCUCAUUCCCCAAAUGCCCAGCCUUAGGGAUGGACAUAGGGGCUGCCCCUUGGGUCCAUGGCCUGUAUCCUGAGCAGCUGCCCCAGCUCCAUCCUGUGUCACCCCUCCAUACCCUGCCUGGACGAGUGGCUGGACCACCCAGGCCAAGCCUCAGGCUUGGUGUGAGAAACAAGCUCAUGCCUCUUUUCUUGCCAGUGACACUUGAAACCCCCCAAUUCCAUAGAGUGCUUUAAGAAAGCCAUUUCAUGCAGUAUUUCUUUUAGGGCCAGGUAAGCUUUAAAACUAGGGCAGAAGAAAAGCCAGUUUGUUCCCGAGGUACGUGAUUUCUGCCAGGAAAUUUCCUUGCCCCACCAGCAGCCCAAGUCACCCGUGUCCCCAGGACCAUCAAAGACUGGCACUCCAGGGAACCCAGUAGCAUUAAGUAGUCUAGUAGAGUUGGAGCUUCAAAGAAGUUUCUUAAAAACAGGGACAUGUUCCUGAGUCCCUUGCUGUUAAAGGCGCUAGAAUGAUAGAUGGGAACAGUGUCCCUUCUCCGCGGGAAUGUGGCAGUCGGGUAGUGUGGCUGCAGGGAGAAGAGGGAGAUGGUGAAGCUUAUAAAACUGGCUUUAGGAUGGCUUUGACUUUAUUUUCCCUCCUGAAGUGUUCUCAGCCUCCAGUUCUGCACAGCGUUUAGAGUUUUUAGCGAGAGUUUGGGUUUUCCUAGCAUCCGAGCGUUGUGUGGCUUAGCGUGUUUGAAGUGAAAGCCUCUUGGGGUUGCUGGGGAGUAGCUUUCUGGUUCUUAUUAUUGUGUCCUGAGGUCCCUACCUCAUCCCGGGACCCCGUUCUCCCAGAGGAUCCUUCUUAACCAUGGUGAUCACAAGCCCCCCAGCCUGCUGGCUCCUGGGUGAGAUGAGGAAGCCUUGUAUACGGUACAUUUGUCUUGAGGGUGAGUGGGGCCCGAGGGCACCUGGUCCCUGUGCUGAGACUCCACACUGAUCAUCGCCCUCCAUUGUGGUUUCAUCCUGGGUCCUGCUGUGAUGAGCACCAGGUAAGCCUCCUUGAGUUGUGAUGAUUGGGCAUUAAAUGGCAACUCUGGGCACCGUGUCUUUGUUGUGCUUUCUGAACUUGUUACCAGCUAUAGGUCUUGUUGUUGUUAGGUGCUGUCAGGUCAGUUCUGACUCAUAGCGACCCUAUAGGUCUGGUUCCCCCAAAAUGGCCUCCCUUUCCUGACACUGACUUAUUACCAUGCGUAAAA
Messenger RNA from Trichechus manatus latirostris (Florida manatee), 4708 nucleotides. RefSeq names its product E2F transcription factor 2 (gene E2F2). Gene Ontology annotation, cellular component: RNA polymerase II transcription regulator complex. Lineage: Eukaryota; Metazoa; Chordata; Mammalia; Sirenia; Trichechidae. Gene Ontology annotation, biological process: regulation of transcription by RNA polymerase II. Gene Ontology annotation, molecular function: DNA-binding transcription factor activity, RNA polymerase II-specific; protein dimerization activity; RNA polymerase II cis-regulatory region sequence-specific DNA binding. The transcript is spliced from 7 exons. Bases 1 to 1305 code for a protein of 434 amino acids. The record is from RefSeq and is a predicted model, not a curated record.